Messenger RNA from Brassica napus (rape), 681 nucleotides. RefSeq names its product glutamate decarboxylase 1-like. The transcript has 3 exons. The record is from RefSeq and is a predicted model, not a curated record. Gene Ontology annotation, molecular function: glutamate decarboxylase activity; pyridoxal phosphate binding. Gene Ontology annotation, cellular component: cytosol. Gene Ontology annotation, biological process: L-glutamate catabolic process. Bases 1 to 561 code for a protein of 186 amino acids. Lineage: Eukaryota; Viridiplantae; Streptophyta; Magnoliopsida; Brassicales; Brassicaceae.
AUGUAUUUAUUGAUAUUCUUCUUAAUAAGCACAGGUUCGAGCCAAGUCAUUGCUCAAUACUACCAGCUGAUCCGAUUGGGCCAUGAGGGGUACAGAAACGUGAUGGAGAAUUGCAGAGAGAACAUGAUCGUCUUAAGGGAAGGGCUUGAGAAGACAGGAAGGUUCAGCAUCGUAUCAAAGGACGAGGGAAUUCCACUUGUUGCUUUCUCCUUGAAAGAUAACAGUUCUCACACUGAGUUCGAAAUCUCCGAGAUGCUUCGCAGGUAUGGGUGGAUAGUGCCGGCGUAUACAAUGCCAGCAAACGCAGAGCACAUAACUGUUCUUCGUGUGGUCAUCAGAGAAGAUUUUUCAAGGACACUGGCAGAGAGACUUGUGAUGGAUAUUGAGAAAGUGAUGCAUGAGCUUGAUGAGCUUCCCUCGCGAGUGAUCCACAAAAUUUCACUAGGAGAGGUGAAGAGUGAAGAUAACGGCGACAACAUGGUGGUUACGGUGAAGAAAAGUGAUAUUGAGAAGCCCAUAGAGAUCAAUGUCAAGAAGUCUGACAAACCCAUAUUUUGUUGAUGUUAGACCUUCAUAGGUCGACUGGUUUUUGAUUGAGUUUUUAUUUUUAUUGCGUCGAUUUAAAAUUUUGAAAGACAUCAUGUAUCGUUUUACUGAAUUGAUUUCUAAGUUUUGAACUAA